Drosophila ananassae is the source of this 646-nucleotide messenger RNA. RefSeq lists its product as uncharacterized. The transcript has 2 exons. Bases 363 to 485 code for a protein of 40 amino acids. Lineage: Eukaryota; Metazoa; Arthropoda; Insecta; Diptera; Drosophilidae. The record is from RefSeq and is a predicted model, not a curated record.
AAAUGCCACCCCAAUAAGCAUUUCAGCUCUGGGCCAUGGGACAUUGGGCGAACUCUAUAGAAGGGAAAGAGUACCGUAAGCAGGCGGUGGAAAGGAGAGAAAAAAAGAGGGCGGGGGGACUACGUACGGGUAAAAGGAAGAAGAGAGAGUGCGGUAGCAGGGGAAGUGACACUACGCUUUAACCUGUUUUCCGCGAAGCUUUUACGCACUCGCUCUCUCUUAUUGAGAGAGAGCGGGAGAUAGCCACCCUUCGCAGGAGAUUCACUGAGAGCCUGAAAGAUAGAGAGAGAGUGUGUUUUGUAUGCUUGUGGGGACUUUUCGCCAGCGAAUUGGCCCAGUAUCCAUUCGGCCGUGUUCCCAUAAUGUCCGCCAGCGGUCGUCGCUACUGUCGCAGCCGUUGCCAAAGUUGUCAUUGUCAUCCGUACCAGCAGAAUCAGAAUCAGAUUCAGAAGCAGCAGCAUCAGCAUCAGCAGAAGCAGCAAUAGAAGCAGCGGAGCAGCAGCUUAAAAAUACAUUUUCACAAAAAUGAAGCAAGCGAGCGGAGCUAGAAAAAUGUGUGCCACAAGAACCAACAGGAAGUUGAAGAAAUCCUCAAAGAAGAACCUGAACUAUAUAGACAACAAAUACUGAAAUAAAGAAUAAAAAG